UGGGAACCCUGCAGAAGCGGAGCCAGAACUUCCACUAGUGAUGGGUUGGCUGUGAUACUGUGAACAUGUCCGUAGUGUCUGGCAUUUCUGGAGUCUUUGCAGGAGCCACAAGAAAUGCUAGAAACGGGGGCAUACUGCAUAUUUCUAGAAAUGGUGUAGUAAUGCUGAGACAGUCAUGGAAGAGAGGAGGCAUCCACCGUGAAUUAGCUUCUGCAUAUUCUGUGGUGCCUGGAGGUGGAUGGGUAACACAAGGGCCAGGUCAGCAUCAGGUGCAAUGUCAGGUGUUACCUUCAACACUUAUUUCACCUGCUUUGCGAGUGUCGUACACAACUGUGUAUGUACCUGGUAUCCGUUCUUUUCAUGCCUCCACAAUAUUUUGUGACAAGGAAUCUUUGAAGCCUUCAUCUCAAGUGGAAGUGACUGUGAAAGAUCUUAAAGAGAAAGCUAAGGCUGCAGGCUCACCCAUAGCUCAGGAGAAAAAGACUGACCUUGCUGAAAGAAAGUCCUUAGCUGUUCGAAUAAAAGAUGAAAUACUUCAUUAUUACCAUGGCUUUAGGUUACUUUUUAUCGACGUUAAAAUAUGCACCAAAUAUGUUUGGCGCAUUGUCAAUGGCGAAAGUCUUUCAAGGAGAGAACAUCGACAGUUGGUGCGAACGACGGCUGACCUGUUUCGUCUGUUGCCCUUCUCUGUUUUCAUCAUCGUACCCUUCAUGGAAUUUCUGCUUCCUGUCGCACUCAAGCUUUUUCCUGGUAUGCUUCCUUCCACCUUCGAAACAGCAAACGAAAAGGAGGCAAAGAUGAAGAAGAUGUUAAAAUCAAAAUUGGAGAUGGCAAAGUUCUUGCAGCAGACCUUAGACAACAUGGCUGUUCAAGCAAAGGGACACAGUUCUGAAAGUGCCAAAGAAUUUGUUCAGUUCUUUGAGAAGGUCCAGAAAACGGGUGAAGAAGUCAGUAAUGAGGAAAUAUUAAAGUUCAGCAAGCUAUUUGAGGAUGAAAUCACUUUGGAUUCUCUUUCAAGACCACAGUUAGUUGCUUUGUGUCAGUUACUGGAAAUGCAGCCAUUUGGUACAAACAACUUCUUGAGGUUCCAGCUACGUAUGAAGCUACGGACUUUAGCUGCAGACGAUAAGAUUAUUCAGGUUGAAGGCAUUGAUUCCAUGGCAGUUUGGGAGCUACAGCAGGCAUGUCGUGCACGAGGGAUGAGAGCAUAUGGUUUGUCCAAAGAACGUCUUCAGUCACAGCUCAAUCAGUGGCUAGAUUUGAGUUUGAAUGAAAAGGUUCCUCCAUCAUUGCUUCUCCUCUCCCGUACUCUCUACUUGCCAGAGAAUGUGAGGCCAUCUGAUACCCUUGCUGCUACCAUCUCAACUUUAUCAGAAGAGGUUGCCACAAGAACAAAGGCGGCUAUUGGGAAACGUGAAGGCAAGAUUGACAAUCUGACAAGACUGGAAAUCAUUAAAGCAGAAGAGCGGAAGAUUGCAGAAGACAAGAAAGAACUUGAACGCGUGCUUGAGGAUAAGAGGAAACAAGAGCAACUAGUUAAGAAAAAGGCAGAAGUAGAAUCUCUUCGUCAAGAAGAGGCAAUGCAAAAAGCCACUGAAGAAAUUCAGGCUGAUAUCAUUGGGUCUGGAGUAGACCUAUCCCAGGUGCCAACUCCUUCAGCCAAUAAGAUUCUCACUGAAGGUGUUCAGGUGACAAAGGCCACUGUAUCUGCAACAGGAGAAAUAAAGAAAAUUGACAAAGAAGAAUUGGUUGAUGAGGCACCUGUUGUAAAGGAUAAGGCUGAAGUUUUGUCUGAAGAGCUUCCAAAAAAGACUCAAGAAACAAUUGGUCUUAAAUCACCAACAGAGCUGACAAAAGAGGAUCUGAAGGAUGUUGAAGGAGCCUUGGAAACAUUAGGGGUUGAGAAAAAGAAGUUAAUGAUCGAGGAGAAUGAACUUUCUGAGCUUAAAACAGAAUUAGCAGAUUACAAAGAGGACAUUGAGGACUUUAAAGCAGCCUUGAUAGACGCUGGCAUAGACAAGAAAGAGUUGAGAGAGAGCAAGGCAGCAAAAAGGCUAUUCAUACGUGUAAACAAGAUGCUUAACCGUAUGGAACCCCUUCUGGAGGGACUUUCCAAGGAAAAGGCACACAGACAAAUGAUUGUGGAUGCUGGAAAAGCUAAAGCUCUAGAGAAAGCGGAAAUUGUCAGCCUAGAAGAACUUGCCAAGCAUAUGACAUAUAUCUGUCAUACUCCUGAUACUUCAAAAGUAGAGAUGAUUAGGGACGUACUAGUCAAAAUGGAUUUUGAUCACGAUGGAGGAGUUAAGGUAGAUCAUGUGUUGAAAGUUCUAGAGCUUAUGCUAGAUGAACACACUGGGGUACCUCCAAAACUUGUUGAAGACAUUAUUGAAAUGAUGGCAAAAGAGGAACAGUUGGAAACAGCCACUUUGAUUCAGCAUGCCUUGAAAAGAACAAUGGAGGAAAAUGUGAAGAUGAAAAGCCAAGAUCGUGAACCCAGUCAUGAGACUAUAACCACACCACCUCAACAGAUGUAUGAUAAAGUGAAGGAAUCACACGAAACAAAAAUAGAAUCCGAGCUGGCCAAUGCUACACGCGAACAACAUGAAGGAAUUGGCAUUGGUCCAGACACCAGCGAUACCGAGGACAAAAAGCAAGCAAAACGAAGUCAAUGACCCUUCGAUAAAAUGAAGUAAAAUUUAGGUUUACAAAUAAAACACUGAAAUGCAUUUUUACCCUGGCUGUUGUUCUCAUGGUAUAUUUUUUAUAGCUUCUAUGAACUAUGUUCAGUAUAUUUAUAUCUUUCUUUUGAAAAGUAAAUUUUAAUAGUACUUUCUUUGCAGUUCAACACAUAUUGUAGGGAAAUUCCCAUAAAGGUUUAAAAAUAACAAAAGGCAUUUCUGAGUUUUAACAGUAACCUGAUUUCCUCUCGUAGCAUUUUUAUUUUCGUACAAACUAGGUCAGUUAAUUAUAAGACACCUUAUUAUACCUACAGACACAGUGGCCAUACAUUUAUUUAUUUUUCUUUUCAAGAGGUCAUGGACCAUUCGUGCGGUUAGUAAACUUCUGCAAAAUUUCUAAAUCUUGUCUGUGUACUUUCACUACAAGCAUACAAGUUCAGUUUUUUUUUUUUUUUUUUUUUUUUUUUUGGGGGGGGGGUAAAUGGUUUUAUUGAUUUUCAUGCAAAUUGUCAUUACAGUUUGUAAAGUGUUAAUAUGCGUAUAUGUUAAGACUAAAUUCCAGUUAGGACAAGUACAGUAUGUAAAUUGUCAUGCUAUAGGUAUUAAGUGAUAUAUUGUUUGCAGUUGAACGAACAUAAUGCAAUAUGUACUUAAAAGAAUAAGACAAAGUUGUGUUGCACCACUUUAUGAAAUGGUAUUUUGGGUGAAAUUUUUAUGCUCUUGUAGAUUCAGCAUUUUCUAUGAAAUAUAAAUGUAAACAAGCAUGCCACUCAGGUUAAUUAAGUAGACAGAGUAGUUUGGCUUAAAAUAGUGGUGGAAAAAUUUAAGACAGAGUAGUUUGGCUUAAAAUAGUGAUGGAAAAAUUUAGUCCAUUAAACAUUUACCCAAACCAGUUCUCAUUCUAAACUCAAAGGGACUGUCCAAGCAUGAUAAAUAUUUAAAAACCUUUCAAGGAAAGUGCUUGAAGAAUGUAAUUAAAACUUUCUGCAUUUCAAAUUUGUAUGCUAGAAUUAUAUACUUAUGCUAUUAUUAUUCUAGGCACAGUCUAACCGCAUGGAUUGGAUCAUCCAAAUUUAUUAAUUAUGUUUUUGUAGGUAUACAUAGUUUUCUUGAUGACUAAUGGUUGUUAAAAUAGUUUUAACAUAAAUGUUAAGAUUGUUUUUGUAAUUUGGGUAUUGUUAGUCCUUUAGUCCUGCAAUAUCCAGGCUCUAGCUUCUAAUUCUUAGAAGUGUUUUGUAAUGGAGAAAAUAGCUAUAAAUAUUAAUUUUUCUCAUUCAGUCUGUGAUUAUUUCAGUAAUGUCCCAAGCAGGUUAAGCAGUACGAUUAAUCCAUAAAACUUUUCCACUGCAAGGCCUUUACAUGUAGGAUAAACUUACGUCGUGUUUGGCUGCAUAUAGGGAACAAGCUACUUGGGCUGUUACUGUAAUCACUUAUGGGUAGCAUUUCUCCUCUGCAUAUAUUUUUGAAUGUAAUAUUUGUACAGUAUAUAUAAAGUAAAAUUGUAUUUAUUAUACCAGCUGUAAAUGUGCUGUGAUAUUUACGAUGUAGAUUGUUAUCUUCUGUUAUUUUAAAUUUGAGUUUUACUACAGAUUAUAUAUAUUUAUCUACAUAUAUAUGUGUAUAUGUAAUGUGUACAGUAAAGUGUACCUAUAUAUAUAUAUAUCUAUAUACAUAUAUAUGAAUAUAAACAUAUAUUGUAUUACUAUGUACAGUGUUGUCAUCUUUCUACAAAUCUUUGAGCUUAAAAUUAACUUUUGAGAAAGAUUAGUAGGUUAAUUUUUUUUUUUUCGAGUAAAUAAAUUAUAAGGCAUCACUUUUUCACUAACGUAAAAUGUCAUAUUAACAUCUUAUGAAAACUUGAUCAAAUUACAUAGCUAACAGCAUACCAAUAGUACAUUACUUUUUUGUUGGGGAUUGAUACCAGAUACAAAAUUUGAAAUAUUGGUUAUCAAUCUUGGGCUCAAAUUUGAGGUUCCCUUGCCUCUCUUCAGUGUCUUUACCUAUUUCACCUUGUAAACAUUAGUAUCUAGACUUUGGUUUGAAUCUGCAAGUAUAAAAGUUUAUAAGUACAGUGAAAGGUCGAAGUAUGCAUACUAAACAAUAGUUACCCAUUAUUCAAAAUUUGCUGAAGUCUGUUACUGCUGUUUGUUACUGAAGAGAGAGUUGUAGGUCAAAAAUUACUGUUGCCUUUAUGUGCCACUAUAAUUUCUAAAGAUAAUUGCUCUUGCAAUUAAUCAUCCUUUUGGAAAGAAAAUUUAUCAAGACUAGAGCAUACAAAUAAUUAUACUAUAUUUGCACAUUAAAAAAAAGUUGAUCAUUUUUUUAUCCAAAUGUUUAAUGUUUUCAAAGGCCUUGAGUGUAAAUUGAUAAUAAAUUAUUCAUAUUUUGCUA
Molecule: messenger RNA, 5069 nt
Organism: Macrobrachium nipponense
Lineage: Eukaryota; Metazoa; Arthropoda; Malacostraca; Decapoda; Palaemonidae
Product: mitochondrial proton/calcium exchanger protein-like
Exons: 12
Coding region: 66-2672 (868 amino acids)
Biological process (GO): intracellular monoatomic cation homeostasis
Cellular component (GO): mitochondrial inner membrane
Molecular function (GO): calcium ion binding; ribosome binding
Source: RefSeq, a predicted model, not a curated record